This is a messenger RNA of Phaeoacremonium minimum UCRPA7, 2106 nucleotides long. Its product is annotated as putative dna mismatch repair protein. The record is from RefSeq and is a predicted model, not a curated record. Gene Ontology annotation, molecular function: ATP hydrolysis activity; ATP binding; mismatched DNA binding. Lineage: Eukaryota; Fungi; Ascomycota; Sordariomycetes; Togniniales; Togniniaceae. Gene Ontology annotation, biological process: mismatch repair. The transcript is spliced from 3 exons. Gene Ontology annotation, cellular component: MutLalpha complex. The coding region runs from base 1 to 2106 and encodes 701 amino acids.
AUGGACGCUCUUGACCCUGACGUAGUCAACAAGAUCGCAGCUGGCGAAAUCAUCGUUGCGCCUGUGCACGCGUUGAAGGAGCUCAUCGAGAACGCGGUCGAUGCUGGCUCAACCAACCUAGAGGUCCUCGUGAAAGAAGGCGGGCUCAAACUCCUUCAGAUCACGGAUAACGGCAGCGGUAUUGAGAAGGAAGACCUGCCGAUUCUCUGUGAGCGCUUCACAACCUCCAAGCUCCAGAAGUUUGAGGAUCUGAGCUCAAUCGCCACAUAUGGCUUCCGAGGUGAAGCCUUAGCCAGUAUCAGCCAUAUCGCCCAUCUCACGGUCACCACCAAAACUAAGGGUCCUCAGCCCGCCUUCAGAGCCCAUUAUGAUAGUGGUAAGCUGGUGCCUGCAAAGCCGGGGCAGACGCCAGAUCCGAAACCUGUGGCCGGAAGACAAGGUACUCAGAUCACGGUAGAGGACCUCUUCUACAACGUGCCCACCCGACGACGGGCGUUCCGUUCGCCGUCAGAUGAGUACAAUAAGAUCAUUGACAUGGUCGGCCGCUACGCCAUACACUGCAGCAAUGUCGCCUUCUCUUGCAAGAAAUACGGCGAGUCAUCUGCAAGCGUAGCUGUCCAAAGCAACGCUUCUGCGGUGGAUCGGAUUCGAAUGAUCUAUGGCGGUGCCGUGGCCAAUGAGCUCAUCGAGUACUCUACAUCUGACGAUAGAUGGGGAUUCAAGGCCGAGGGCUGGGCAACCAACGCGAAUUACAACAUCAAAAAGACUACCUUCCUGCUCUUCAUCAAUCACCGCUCUGUCGAGUCAACUAAUAUCAGGAGAGCAAUUGAGCAGACAUAUUCUGCCUUCCUCCCGAAGAAUGGCCAUCCAUUCGUCUAUCUCAGCCUCGAAAUUGACCCGCAACGGGUCGACGUGAAUGUCCACCCAACAAAGAGAGAGGUCAACUUCCUCAAUGAAGAUGAAAUCAUCCAGGCAAUCUGUGAAAACAUCCGAAGCAAGCUUGCAGCCGUCGACAUGAGCCGGACGUUCAUGACACAGACUCUCCUUCCCGGUGGCGCUUGGUCAACAACACCUGAUGGGCAGCAGGAUUCAGAUGGCACUCCGUCGGGCUCGAAGACUAAUCCAAGGAGAACACCAGCACGGCCGAACGAAAAUAAUCUCGUCAGAACAGAUACAAACCUCCGCAAGAUCACUAGCAUGUUCACUCCAACGGCUGCAGCAAGGGGAUCACCUGCUGCUGGUGUCACUUCCGCCGCUGGUGAAACACCUGAUACAAUCGAGUAUGAAGUCAACAAUGAGCGGGAGUCUACGGUGUGCCGCCUCAGCAGCGUGAGAGAACUGCGUGCUGCCGUCCGAGACGAGAUGCAUCAUGAACUUACGGAAGUCUUCGCCAAUCAUACCUUUGUAGGGAUAGUGGACGAACGACGGCGCUUGGCAGCCAUGCAGGGCGGCGUCAAGCUUUAUCUGGUUGAUUAUGGACGCGUCUGCUACGAGUAUCUCUAUCAAGUUGGCUUGACCGACUUUGGCAACUUUGGCGUGAUCCGCUUCAGUCCCCCACUGGAUCUCCGAGAUUUGCUCAAGAUAGCUGCGGAGCGCGAGAAAGUCGCUACUCCCGAGGAAGAUGCAGCGGACUUUCACGUCGAGGAGGUGGUAGAUCUCGUAGCUAAGCAGCUUAUCGAGCGGCGGGAGAUGCUGCUCGAGUAUUUUAGCCUCGAGAUCUCGCCCGUCGGUGAAUUAAUUAGCAUUCCGCUCUUGGUCAAGGGGUAUACACCGGCCAUAGUUAAGUUACCCCGUUUCCUGCUCCGGCUGGGGCCACAUAUCAACUGGACGGAUGAGAAGCUGUGUUUUGAGACUUUCCUCAAAGAGUUAGCUACCUUUUAUGUCCCUGAACAACUCCCUCCCACUCCGGGCACAGAUGGGGAUGCAGCUGCGGAGCAAAUCGACGAAGAGCUCAAGGAGAGGCGCAAGCAUGUCCGCUGGGCAUUGGAGCAUGUCUUCUUCCCGGCGUUCAAGGCUAGACUUGUUGCAACGAGAUCUUUGAUGAAGGGUGGUGUACUAGAGAUCGCUAAUCUCAAGGGACUGUAUAGGGUGUUUGAAAGAUGUUGA